CUUCCCUCUGGGGCGGAGCUACCACAGGAAGUGCCUCCUUCUGGGAGGUAUAUUGACGGGUACUGGAAUCGCCUCGGUGCCAUUUUCUUCUGGCUUGUGCCUGUUGUGUAUCCGGAAGCUGAGUCAUCAGAUCUUUUGGAGGAGAGCAUCUGCGCUUGGCUCGCGUGACUCUGCAGAUUCCUGUCUUGUCAUUUUGAAGCCAGCAGCCAGGUCUCUGGAACUAGACCCAUUGCUGCAAUCAAUAGCAAUCGCAUCACACGUCGUGAUGUUUCCCUUGGCCAGAUAUGCACUAAACCAUCUCAAGAUUCAAAGCAUUCGGAAAGUUGUGGCAAGACAGGGCCACACAAAGCCCUCAUCAGAUUUUCAUGACAAAUAUGGCAAUAUGCUGCUAAUUGGUGGAUCCACUUUCUGUUUUGUUGGAUAUGUGAUUUAUAUAACACAGAUGGGGGUAGAAUGGAACCUGUCUCCUGUUGGCAGAGUUACCCCCAGAGAGUGGAAUAAUGACUAACUAUCUCAGAUACCAUAAUGCAGACAUGUCUCAAAGCAAACUAGUCAUGGAAAUGCUCUGUCACUUAAGUAUAGCAUGACAAGAGAAAUAAAGUUCAUUUAAAAAUA
This is a messenger RNA of Mesocricetus auratus (golden hamster), 615 nucleotides long. Its product is annotated as cytochrome c oxidase subunit 7B, mitochondrial. Gene Ontology annotation, biological process: mitochondrial electron transport, cytochrome c to oxygen. Bases 266 to 508 code for a protein of 80 amino acids. The transcript is spliced from 4 exons. Lineage: Eukaryota; Metazoa; Chordata; Mammalia; Rodentia; Cricetidae. The record is from RefSeq and is a predicted model, not a curated record.